Molecule: messenger RNA, 2960 nt
Organism: Dermacentor silvarum
Lineage: Eukaryota; Metazoa; Arthropoda; Arachnida; Ixodida; Ixodidae
Product: putative phospholipase B-like 2
Exons: 12
Coding region: 253-1929 (558 amino acids)
Biological process (GO): phospholipid catabolic process
Cellular component (GO): extracellular region
Molecular function (GO): glycerophospholipase activity
Source: RefSeq, a predicted model, not a curated record
GUCGACGGCGCGGAGGACAGGGGAUUCCAGCGGCCCAUUUCGUCGAAUAUAUUCGUGUCGUGAUAACACGGCGAGGAGCAGUCUUCGGUGUCACGUAUCAGGGUUCGGAUGGACGGCGGCUGCUGCGACUGCUGACUGAGGAGAACGCGAGCCCGUGAGUCGUCGUGGGGUCGACGGGCCUAUCGGAACCACCGGAGCGUGGAGUUCGCGCCCGACUUCAACCAGAAACGGAGCUCCCAUCUCGGCACGCAGAUGGAGCCGAGUAAGAGGAUGCAGCUGACACUAGCAGCGCUCGCGCUCCUAGCCCCGGCGGCCUGGGGUCUGGAUGCCUGGGUCAAGUUCAACCCGUUUCCAAAAAGCUUCGAGGUGAAGCUGGGACGCCCCAACUCUAACGACUUUGUUGCAGCUUGGGGUUCGUUCCACAACGCCAUCAACGAAACCGGGUUCAGUUUUCUGGACAUCUAUACCAACAUGGAGCUGCCGGAUGAGUACCAGGCGUAUGCAGCUGGAUUCUUGGAGGGUUACCUCACGCGAGACCUCAUUCGCAUGCACUUCAACAACAUGUGGGCCGACUACUGCGACAACGAGAAGCCCUACUGCAAGAGGCUAUAUAGCUUCCUCCACGAUAACUUGGAGUGGAUGUAUAAAAACGUGGCUAAGUACAGCAUGGACAGCGCGUACUGGCAUCAGGUACAUCUGGUACUUCGGCAGAUGCAAGGCAUAGAGGACGCUCAAACAGAGGAACUCAAGCAAUAUUUUUCCAGCGAGCCUGACUUGAACGUCACCAAGACGCUGUUGCUGAACAUUCACGGUGACGUGCAAGAUCUGGAGCGGGUCUUGAAGCGGCGCGAGAUCGGCAGGGUCACAGGUGAGGGGUCGUGCUCUGCGCUAAUUAAGCUUCUGCCGGGACGCAAGGACCUGUACAUCGCGCACAACACGUGGACCAAGUACUCCAGCAUGCUAAGGAUCCUCAAGAAGUACAGGUUGCCCUACCGCCAGAAACCUGAUUCAGGAAAUAUGGUACCGGGCCACACGGCGACGUUCUCAUCAUAUCCCGGCAGGAUCUUCUCUGGUGACGAUUUCUACCUCCUUUCGUCGGGUCUGGCCACCAUGGAGACUACUAUUGGCAACGAAAAUGACGUUCUUUAUUGGUACGUCACGCCGGAAUCUAACCUGGAGUUCAUCAGGAAUGUAGUGUCCAACCGACUGGCACUCACUGGCUAUGAGUGGGCCAAGAUAUUCUCCAAGUACAACAGUGGCACAUACAACAAUCAGUGGAUGGUGGUGGACUACAAACAGUUCAUUCCUGGGUCGGAGCUGAAAGAUGGUCUUCUUUACGUGCUGGAACAACUGCCUAAGUACAUCAACAUGACGGACGCUACCCAAUCGCUGCGUGACCAGACCUACUGGGCGAGCUACAACGUGCCCGCCUUCGAUUUCAUCUACAACGAAAGUGGAUGGUGGAAACUGGUGGAUAAGUACGGCGACUGGUUCACCUACGACAAAACACCGCGGGCACUCAUGUUCUUGCGUGAUCACAACAGGGUGCAAGACAUGGACUCCAUGAUCAAACUGAUGAGGUACAACGACUACAAGAACGACCCGCUGGCGCACUGCAACUGCACACCCCCGUUCAGUGCCGAGAACGCCAUCUCGGCCCGUAGCGAUCUGAACCCGGCCGACGGCGUCUACCCAUUCCCGUCGCUGGGACACAGGGCGCAUGGCGGAACUGACAUGAAGCUCGCCAACUACACCCUAAUGUCAAAGCUCGAGUUCGUGGCUGUGAGUGGGCCAACCUGGGAACAGCAGCCUCCUUUCCGCUGGAGCACAUCCGGGUUCAUGGACCGCCACGAGGGCCACCCGGACGUCUGGGCAUUCGAGCCGUUUGUUCACCACUGGCUCUUGAUGAAACCGGACGAAUUCAAAUAAGGAAAAAAAAAUAUCCGCUGCUCAGUAACGGCAUUCGUUUUGACACAUUUAUUUUCUUUUGGUAGAACGAGCGGCUCUACUAUGUUAGCCGCCAUAGCUGCACAAUGGGGGCACCACACAACGAUUAGUUUAUUAUAAUCAAGUCUUUUUCCUAUAGACUCAAUUUGCAUUCAUUUGGCUGAGCAAGUAGCGAAGAAAUUAAAGGGACAAGCUCCGAAAGCUUAUUAGGUCGUGUCCGUGCUUGCUUAAGAUAGCAAUGUUACUGUUUUGUCUAUGAGCUGUUAACUUGCCCCGACCAGGUACAAAUGUCAGAAUUUUGCGCCCGAACAACAGCACCGUAGUAAUGUCAGAUUGUUGUGAUGUCACAGAUUUCAAAGCAUUUUUCUGUUCCUUUUCAUAUAUUAUUCUCAAAGCUUAUUAGGUUACGCCUUUGUGUGCUAUAGAUAGUAACGUAAUUUUCUUUUUUGAUGACCUGUUUACGACACCCAUGCAUACGUUGUACAAAUCUCAUGAUGACACAAAGGGACCGCGUAGAGCUUGAAGGGACUUGAAACCAGAUUUUUGUUUUUGCAUCCCUAACAAGAUAGCGCUUACAGUGAAGACUGCAGAUUCUCUUCUGAAAGUGUAACUCACCAACUCAAUUUAACCUUAGCAAACGACUGCUAGUGUCAGCAUCUUAGUUUGAUGCGUCGAAUGGCAGUACUGCCAACUCUUCCAAGUGUUCAAAACAUGCGAAGAUUAGGAAAUUGUUGCCAGCCAUUAUUGUCAACGGUCGAAAGAGAGAGCUGUGGUAUAUAUAUAUAUAUAUAUAUAUAUAUAUAUAUAUAUAUAUAUAAUGUCCGUCGGUAGGAUUGAACGAUGCUUGUUCAUAACUAUAUGGCAAAGUGACGCCUUGCUUCCUUGCGAGUUUUCAUUUUUUUUCUCAGUUUUCAUUAUAUAUGUUCUUCUAUGGUUGUGCGCGCAUUCUAUCUUGGCUUGUCUGAUUAUUUUCACUGUGACUACAUGUUCUGCUACCAGCAAUAAAAUGAAGA